Messenger RNA from Trichomonas vaginalis G3, 4995 nucleotides. RefSeq names its product breast cancer type 2 susceptibility protein (BRCA2) family. NCBI's taxonomy places the organism in Eukaryota, Parabasalia, Trichomonadida, Trichomonadidae. Gene Ontology annotation, biological process: regulation of DNA-templated transcription; double-strand break repair via homologous recombination. The record is from RefSeq and is a predicted model, not a curated record. The transcript has a single exon. Bases 1 to 4995 code for a protein of 1664 amino acids.
AUGGAUGAGCAAACAUACUCUAUUGACAAGCUAGUUUCACUUUAUAACGAAACUUCAGAGCCAAACUGGGCUACUGAUGCAAGUAAUGUUGCUUGUGAUCCACACACUCCAAUUUCAAAUUAUGACUUUCCUCCUUCAAUUGAUGUAGCUGAAGAAAAUCACAAAGAAUAUGAAGAAAAUGAAGAUUGUAAUGCCAGCAAGCAAGAUUCCAGUAAUUUUUCAGCUAAACAAAAUGAAAAUCAAGAUACUGACAAUUCUACAAAUAAUCACAAUGAUACCCAGCGUGACAGUUUACAAAGCAACAACAUUAAUGAUGCAAUUACUGAGAAAAAUGAAGAAAAAACAAAUGAAGAAAAUAUUUCAAAGGAAACAGAUCAAAACUCAAACUUAACAGAAGAAACAACAGAUUUGCAGCAAAAUCAUACCGAUUCUACUGAAUUUACAAACGAAAAAUUGGAGAUUUCAAAUCAAAAUGCCGAAAUCAAAGAAGAAACAGAACAAAACAAUGAAAACACUGAUGAAAACAACAAAGAAGAGAAGUUUAUUGGGUUUAUGACCGCUAGUGGUAAGAAACCACUUACUCCAUCAGAAGAUUCAUUAAAGAAAGCACAAAAACUACUUGAAAACAACAAAAACAUUGCAAAUGAAUCAAUUUCUACAAAUCAAAAAGAAAUUACAGCGAAAUUUGAUGAAUCUAAUCAAGAUUCCAAAGAAAUACCAAAUGAAAACACAAACAAUGAACAACUUAAUGACAAAAAUCAGUUUCUUGGAUUCACAACAGCUAAUGGUAAAAAAUCAAUUGUUCCUUCUGAAGAAUCAAUGAAAAAAGCAAAGAAUUUGAUGAAAUCUGCUGAAAUAGAAAGAGAAAAUCAAUUUGUUGGAUUUACAACUGCUAAUGGAAAGAAAUCAUUAAAUCCAUCAGAAGAAUCAAUGAAAAGAGCACAAAACAUGUUUAAUAAUGAUGAAAAUCAGAACCAAUUUGUUGGAUUUACUACAGCUAGUGGAAAGAAAUAUUUGCAACCAUCAAAAGAAUCACUAAGAAAAGCAGAGAAUUUAAUGAAAUCUGCCGAAGAAGAAUUCAAAGGAUUUACAACAGCAAUUGGAAAAAGAAAUUUAAAUCCAUCUGAAGAUGCAUUAAGAAAAGCACAAAAUAUGUUUAGUGAUAAUAAUGAACAACAAUUUGUUGGAUUCACAACUGCAAAUGGAAAGAAACCAAUUAUUCCAUCAGAAGAAUCAAUGAAAAAAGCACAACAAAUUAUGGAUAAUGCAAGAGAAGAAAGUAAACAAGAAUUUGUUGGAUUUAGUACUGCAAAUGGUAAAAAAUCUUUAAUUCCUUCUGAAGAAUCACUAAGAAAAGCAGAGAAUUUGAUGAAAUCUGCUGAAAUAGAAAGUGAAAAACAAUUUGUAGGAUUUACAACUGCCAAUGGAAAGAAAUCAUUAAAUUCAUCAGAGGACUCUUUAAGAAAAGUACAAGGAAUGUUUAAUGUUAACAAUGAACAGCAAUUCAUUGGAUUUUCUACAGCCAAUGGAAAGAAACCAAUUGUUCCAUCAGAGGAAUCAUUAAGAAGAGCUCAACAAAUAAUGAAUGCAGCAGAACAAGAAAGUAAGCAAGAAUUUGCAGGUUUUUCAACAGCUAAUGGCAAAAAGUCUUUGAUGCCUUCAGAAGAAUCAUUAAGAAAAGUACAAAAUAUAUUUAACGAUAAUAAUAAUGAACAACAAUUUUCUGGAUUUAGUACAGCAAAUGGAAAGAAGCCAAUUAUUCCUUCUGAAGCCUCUAUUAGAAGAGCACAACAAAUCAUGGAUUCAGCAGAAAAUGAAAGUAAACAAGAAUUUUCAGGUUUUUCAACAGCAAAUGGAAAAAGAAGUCUGAAUCCAUCAGAAGAAUCAUUGAGAAAAGCACAAAAUAUAUUUAAUGAUAGUAAUGAACAACAAUUUUCUGGAUUUAGUACAGCAAAUGGAAAGAAAGCAUUAGUUCCAUCUGAAGAAUCAAUGAAAAAAGCACAACAAAUAAUGAAUGAUGCAGAACAAGAAAGUAAACAACAAUUUAGUGGUUUUUCAACAGCGAAUGGUAAAAAAUCAUUAAAUCCAUCAGAGGAAUCAUUGAGAAAAGCACAAUCAAUUAUGGAUUCAGCUGAAAAAGAAUAUGAACUAAAAAGAACUCCAAAAACAUCUAUCUCCAAAAAUUCAGAAAUUCCUCUUCCUUCUUUCGAUGAUUUGUCACAAAGAUCAUCUCAAUCAUCAGCUGUUUUAAGAACUCCAAACAGAACAACAUUUCUUGCCUCUCCAUCUCCUUCUUCAUUCAAGUUCUCUCCUUCAGGAAUGGCAUUAUCUAACUAUGUUGGAAAUUCUGCAAUGGCAACUCCAACAAAACCAAAACCAACAUCUACUUUAGUCACUUCACAAUCAAAUAGAAACUCUCAAACACCACAAGGAAAGAAACCUUUCAAACCGCCAACAAUGACUUCUAAAACUGCGCCAGUAACUCCAAUGAAAAGUGACACAAAGACGAUAGCAAAACCUGAUCGUUUAGUGACAGUUUUUGAGAUGCCGAACAAUAUAAGAAGGGAAACAUUGAAAGAAUAUUCGAAGUACAAAGGAGUUCCAAAAAGGGAAUAUGAUCCAAUGGAAUUUACAUCUGAUGAUGCUUUAAAUUACAGAUUUCCUCCUCCUGAUUAUCGCGGAGUUAAUGAUAUAUAUGUUGCUUUGUUAGAAAAGAAUGUUGAUCCAUUACUUCUAAAACCAUCAUGGGUGAGAAAUCAUUACAAAUGGAUUGUUUGGAAAUUGAAAUGUUUAGAUUUAUCAUACAAAGAAAUUAAUCAACAAAAUAACGAACAAAUUCUGACAUUUGACAACGUUUUGUCAGAAAUGUUAUUUAGAAUACAAAGAGAGAUUUACGAAGCAAAAAGAUCAUCACUAAAACUAAUCCAUGAAAGAGAUGCUCCCCCUAAUUUAUUCAUUAUUCUUGCCGUGUCAAAAAUUCUUGAUGACGGUUUGAUUGAAUUAACUGACGGUUGGUAUUCAAUACAAGGAGCAUUAGACAUUAAUUUGAACAAACUCCUUAAAGAAGGGAAGAUAAAUGUUGGUGACAAAUUGAGAAUUUGCAAUGCGACACUUGAUGGAGAAGAUGCAUGUGAUCCAUUGGAAAGCAAAGCAAACAGCACGAGAUUGAUGAUGAGAAUGAAUUCAGUUCGAAGAGCAAAAUGGUAUGAGAGUUUAGGUUUCCAAAAGAUCGCUUUGUUCCCUGUAAAUAUAAGGAGUUUGGUUGGAAAUGGAGGAUUAGUUCCUUACAUAGAAGUAAUAAUUCAAAAGAAAUUGCCACUUUUAUUCAGAGAAUCAAAAAGUGACGGAACAUCAGUUGUCAGAAACCAAACUCUCCAAAACAUAUACGAAAGAGAAAGAGAGAACCAACUCCAGAAUGAUCUGGAAAAGGCAAGAAUACAGUGGUCAAAAGAACUAGAAGAAGAUGGAACAGAUUCUUUAAACGAAUGUCCAAAAUUGAAAAUUUAUUUGAAAAGUGACAACCCAUCAUUAUAUUUGAAUAGUUUACAAAAUGACGAUAGAAAAGAACUUGAAUUUUAUAUCAAGAAACAUGAGAAAGAAGUAGACGAAUUCUACAGGAAUUAUACUGAAGAAUUCAUGAAAGAUUACAAAACAGAGUCAACUCCUUUCUUCACAGUACUUUGUACUGAUCUUUGUCCGUUUAAAAAUAAUGAUUGUGAAGUCACUUUUUGGAGACCAUCUUUGGAAUUAUUUGACACUUUACAAGAAGGUUUAUGUGUCAGAAUUUAUCAUUUAGGGUCCAGUGAAACAAGAGGAAACAGACUGACAUCAAAAGGAAAUCCACACAUAGAUAUUUUAAGUCCUCAACCAAAACUGUCACGUUUUCUGUUUAGACCUCGUCACGUUUUUGAAAAUUUCAGUGAAUUAUGGAGAUUUGGAAAAAUAGGACUAUCUACAGGAACUUUUGUUGAUAUCAAUGGUUUCGCGUUGAUGUCUGAAAAUAAUUGUCUCUUCGUUGUUGACGGUUCGGCGGUUUUGACAUGUAUUGAAGCGAGGUUGUCAAAACCGGAAGAUAUUCUCAAUUUAAACGGUUUUGUGACGAUAGAAAAUCUGAAAUACCAAAGUUUAGAUGAUUCAUCAGGAAUUAUUUUGUUGUUGGCAAAUGAGUCAACCGUUUUUAACCGUUCACCUAACAAACAAAACCGUUUUAUUUGGGAUUAUUUCCAGAAUGUUGUUAAACCAGGAAUUGACUUCAAAAAAUACUCGAAAUUCAUGAAGAGAAUCAUUUUGGGCCAAAGAACAAAAUUAAAUCAUCAAAUAUCAGAUCUGACAGUGUCAAAACCGUUAUCAAGUAUUUUGACAUUUUUGCCAUUUGACAAAAUUGAAUUUGCCAAAAAAGACGAUAAACAUAUUGUUUUCUUUGGUUUGACAGGAGAUGAAAAUUCCAUUGACAAUUUGACAAACAACGAUUAUUUUGUCAGUGGACUGAAUUUGAUGAUGAAAGUCACAGAUGGAAUAGGAACUUCAUUCUUGAGAAUCAAUGCAUUGAUUAUUUACAAAUUCUUUGUUUCUUUUUCGACUCAAAUUUCAAAUUCGAUGAGAAGGAAAUUGACAAAGUUUUAUGAUGAUUUCUUUUCUCAAAAAGACGAAAAAGAUAUUUUGGGACACGUCAGAUCGAAGAUAUUGGAGAAUUUCCAGAUUGACACGAAUUCAAUUGAGACAGUUACAAGAGUUUUAAUUUACCACGGAUACAUUUGUUAUGAUGAGAAAACAGCGAAGAAUUUACUUACAAAAAUUGCGGUAAGUCCUGUUUUUCCAUUCAGAGCUGAGGAAUGGAUGAAUUUCUCUGUUCUGUUGAGUGACGCAUUAACUGAAUGCGAAUUCUCUGUUGAAUACUUCUCUGGAGAUAAUGGAGAUAACAUUGUUAUCAACGCCUCAUCAAUUGGAGCUGUUGACAACAAAACAUCAAUCAAAUCUCUCAUGGAAUCAUUUUAA